UGAUAGAUAAUAUGCGCAACGAGAACAAAGAUCGCAAAUGGAGUGCUGUUGGUAUAAAAACGCUAACCAUUGUUAUAAUGGAAUUGAUUGCAGAACACAAAUUAACACAGAACAGAUCGCGAAAGGGUGCCACAGCAACAACAUUAAUACUUAAAACAGACGGAUAAACAGUAGAUACAGCGCCGGAUAAUCACAUCACAUCAUGGCAAAAGCAAUCACCAGUGUCUUUACAUUUGCUCUUGUAACAUUAAUCAGUCUCAAUUAUUGUGCCGCCUAUUCGGCGCUUGAAGACGCACGCAUUAUUGCAGAAUACAAACGUUAUUUGCGUACCACAAAUCAUGCUGCAGUAGCACGUACUUUGGUGCACAAAACCAACUGGGCGUCAGUGGGUAGCAUUUCGACGAAUGAUAAAAUCACUGACUAUCCAAUGGUAAACAUAAUCUCGGUGGAUGACAGCGCAUUGGAUGGUUCAUCUACAGGACGCAUACAUUUCUUGCUGACAGAUUUGGAUUUUACUGGCCCCGAUUGGAAGCAUGUUAAUAAAGUCACUUUUCUUUUCUCCGAUGAUCAAACUUUGAAUUGCAAAAAUCAUGGACAGGAUCCAAUGGAGCCGACAUGUGCACGUACCAUAAUUAGCGGAAAGGUUAAGGAGUUGGACAAAAAGGAUAAGGACUACAACGACUGGUUGCAGGCAUUCACAGUACGCCAUCCAGCUGCCAAGAAAUGGAUUAAAGCUCACAGCUUCUAUUUAUGCGAACUGGAAAUCGAAAAUAUUUUCGUUUUGGACUUCUAUGGUGGUCCGCAUAAUAUCGCUGUGAAGGAUUAUUAUAACGCGAAACCGAACUAACUCAUCCCCGGUAGUGAUAAAAUUCAACGACUGAGAAAUAAAAACAUGUUCAAUAUACCAUAGCUGGUGCUUUGUAAUUAAAUAUAAGCAGAAAUCAUGUAUUUUACAACAACUACAAACAUACACAUAUAAUAUAUAUUUUAUAAACUGUUAUUAACUGUUCCACAUUAACAUUCUUAUUCAAUUUUACAGUGAGACUGGUUUUAAAUAAAGAAUUAUAGCAGAAUAUCA
Molecule: messenger RNA, 1078 nt
Organism: Zeugodacus cucurbitae (melon fly)
Lineage: Eukaryota; Metazoa; Arthropoda; Insecta; Diptera; Tephritidae
Gene: CREG
Product: protein CREG1
Exons: 4
Coding region: 203-847 (214 amino acids)
Source: RefSeq, a predicted model, not a curated record